Molecule: messenger RNA, 1163 nt
Organism: Pocillopora verrucosa
Lineage: Eukaryota; Metazoa; Cnidaria; Anthozoa; Scleractinia; Pocilloporidae
Source: RefSeq, a predicted model, not a curated record
CGGGGUCACGGUCGUCAUUUCGAAGCUGAACAACAACAGCAAUGGCCUAGUUUACAAGGAAAAGAAAUGUCUACAGUGGCACAAUGUGUCUCUGGCUUCGGCCAGGGAGCAGACACAUCCGCCGUGCUUACAAAUCGUUCAAAAUACAUCACCAUUAUAGCAGAUGAGCCGUAUUUUUCGCGGCAUUCAAGAUGUAAUACUUUUCCACAAGCGCGACAUAGGAAGGGAACCAGACCAAUGCACAAAUCCACGCUAACUUACGAAGUAAAACCAGUUAAGACUUCGUAUGUCAGCUGUAUGAAGUCGAACUUUUCUGGACAAAAGAAUUUACAACCUAGUAGGAGACCUCCUCCUUACCCAUCUCAGCACACAUCACACUUCAGUAUUGGAAUUGUACCAGGACACGACCUUGAUACACACUCUAGGAAGACAUUUGUGAGGCAUCAUACUAGUCCAGCCAAAGAAAUCCAUGAGGAUAACAUCAGAUGGAACAGACAGAUGGCAGGAAUUGAUAUGAUUCAAUCAACAAGACAGCAAGGUUCUCAGGAGAUGAACUUCUCAACCACUUAUUGCAAUGUGCAUGAUUUACUUGGAAGACAACAAGGUCCUGGGGUUAGGAGAAUUCCAACAAUUCCUUAUUCUUAUAACAUCAUCACAGGUGAGCCUCAGUCAAGUCAGUUGGGAGAUGACUUAAAACUCAUAUCUGGGAACAGAAUUCUGAGCAGUGCUCGGCAAAGUGAUGGAGAACAGUCUAUUCUUGGAUAACAAUCCUCAAUCCAAUUUACUAAACAAUGAAGAAUGGUUCAUAUGAAGACAAAUUUGCACUUAAACACCUGUAGAUUGAUGCAUUCUUACUUUAUGGUAUUCAAAGUCGAGGUCCUGGGAAUGUUGGACUUGGUAAUUUCAUUGUGUUGUGUUUUUCAAUGGCCUGUUGUCAAUUUACAGCAAAAUUGUGUAACUACAUAGCAGAAAAAGACAGGCAUGCCACUUUAUGGAAUUAAGUUAUUUUUUUUCAGACCAGCAAGUUAGUUGAAUGUAAUGAAGGCAAUAUUUUGUAGGCCUUGUGAAAGAUAAUUUGGGGAAAAUUAUCGAUUUUUUUAACUGUUGUGCUACACUUAAGGAAAGUUGUACUUCUCUUAUUUAUGGAAUAAACCCUAAGUAUU